GCCUGGAUGCGCGCGACGACGUGAGGUCUCGAGCUGGGAGCGCGUCUCGACCAACCCAUCCUCAUCUGUUCCGUCCACAUUGGGUCUUCUACAACCUAGACUGAGCAAUCGUGGGAUUCUUCCAGGUUGGGCAAGAUGGGUAUCAAACAUCUUUACCAAGUCAUCGCGGAGAACGCGCCAGAUGCCAUCAAGGCAGGUGAAAUCAAGAAUCAUUUCGGCCGGAAGGUCGCAAUUGAUGCGUCGAUGAGUAUCUACAGUUUCCUCAUCGCUGUCCGCUCAGAUGGCCAGCAGCUCAUGAGCGAUACCGGCGAGACGACGUCGCAUCUGAUGGGCAUGUUCUACCGCACUCUCCGGAUGGUCGAUAAUGGCAUCAAGCCACUUUAUGUCUUCGAUGGCGCGCCGCCCAAACUCAAGUCGGGAGAACUGGCGAAGCGCACCGCGCGCAAGGCCGAAGCCACGGAAGCCCAUGAAGAAGCCAAAGAAACCGGUACGGCUGAGGAUAUCGAGAAGUUCUCGAGACGGACAGUCCGUGUCACGAGGGAGCACAAUGCAGAGUGCAAAAAGCUAUUGAAGCUCAUGGGUGUCCCUUACAUCGAUGCUCCGACUGAAGCAGAGGCGCAAUGUGCGGUCCUAGCGCGAGCGGGAAAGGUCUACGCGGCUGCAUCUGAGGAUAUGGAUACUCUGUGCUUUGAAGCGCCAAUCUUACUGCGACAUCUUACUUUCAGUGAACAGAGAAAGGAGCCCAUCCAGGAGAUCCAUCUAUCGCGCGUGCUCGAGGGCAUGGAUAUGUCCCGGGAGCAGUUCGUCGAUCUCUGUAUCUUGCUCGGUUGUGAUUAUUUGGAACCUAUCCCGAAAGUAGGGCCAAACACGGCGCUGAAGUUGAUUCGGGAGCAUGGCAGCCUAGAGAAGGUCCUCGAGAGUUUCGAGAAGGACCCCAAGAAGAAGUAUGUCGUUCCCGAGCACUGGCCUUAUCAGGACGCGCGGGAACUCUUCCUUCACCCGGACGUGCGGCCCGCCGAUCAUCCAGACUGCGAUUUCAAAUGGGAAAACCCGGAUGUUGAGGGUCUGGUCGACUUCCUAGUGAAGGACAAGGGCUUCAGCGAAGACCGGGUCCGCAACGCCGCCGCUAAGCUGCAGAAGAAUCUGAAGACGGCACAACAGUCACGUCUGGAGGGUUUCUUUAAGCCCGUUGCUCGAACAGAUGAGGAAAAGGCAAACCUGAAGCGCAAACACGAGGAAAAGCUCGAGGAGCAGAAGAAGCGCAAGAAGGAAGAAGCCAAGGCUAAGAGGGAGGCCAAGGCCAAGCCUCGAGGCACAGCUUAAGCUGUUGGCAAGAUUUCCAACUACAAAAGACCAAAGAUGAUACCAACGGGGCGAUAAAAGCCAAACCAAAAAAAAAAAUACGAUGGCCAAAAUUUGCCAUAUAGGUUUGAUGCAUAGCGGUUGGGACUGGCGUUCUGUUUAAUUGCGUGCGGUCGGAUGAUUUUCGUUUGAGCUAGAGAACGACGCUUGCGGAUCGGAUCCGACAGCUGCGCGUCGUAGUGGACAUGCAGAGCAUGUGCAACUUAUUCUCUACACGAUGGAAAAUGUACACAGAGUCGAUAUUUAAUUCAUCCUAUACUGUUCAAAUGAGCCCUCCUGCAAAAAAUUAAAGGCCCCGGACUUGAUUUGCGUCUAGGAUCAGCAACCAUAUUCGGCACUAAUCAGCAACUCGAGGCGUGAUCUUAUAGCACAUAAAGAAUUAUACCUCAUGUAAUCCCCUUUACGAAAUUCUCCAG
Messenger RNA from Paecilomyces variotii, 1778 nucleotides. Its product is annotated as flap endonuclease 1. The record is from RefSeq and is a predicted model, not a curated record. NCBI's taxonomy places the organism in Eukaryota, Fungi, Ascomycota, Eurotiomycetes, Eurotiales, Thermoascaceae. The transcript is spliced from 5 exons. Bases 136 to 1323 code for a protein of 395 amino acids. Gene Ontology annotation, cellular component: cytoplasm; nucleus. Gene Ontology annotation, molecular function: DNA binding; 5'-3' exonuclease activity; 5'-flap endonuclease activity.